Messenger RNA from Antechinus flavipes (yellow-footed antechinus), 1157 nucleotides. It is a transcript of the gene APOC4, whose product is annotated as apolipoprotein C4. NCBI's taxonomy places the organism in Eukaryota, Metazoa, Chordata, Mammalia, Dasyuromorphia, Dasyuridae. The transcript has 3 exons. The record is from RefSeq and is a predicted model, not a curated record. The coding region runs from base 157 to 513 and encodes 118 amino acids. Gene Ontology annotation, biological process: positive regulation of triglyceride storage; triglyceride homeostasis. Gene Ontology annotation, cellular component: high-density lipoprotein particle; very-low-density lipoprotein particle.
AGGUGAGACACUGAGAGGGACAAGCUGGUGGGAGCCAGUGCCAAGGGGCGGGCCUGGCCCUCGGGGGAGGGCCCCGCUAAGCAUGUGUUCCCCCCCCCCAUACCCCUCGUUCCCUCUCCACGGAGCCCAGCUGCUAAAGACACAAAGCCCCUAGAAAUGCAUUUCCCUCGCUUGACUUGCACCAGAGGGCCCGCCAUCUUGCUCUGGGUUCUGGUCCUGGCCUGGGCCACAGCGAGUCAAGAAGAGGAAUUGUGGACGACCCAGCAACCUGAAGAGGACCCAGAGGGAGGCUGGAAGGUUUCCCGUUUCUUCUGGAAGACCGUGGAGCCCGUGAUAACCAAGGCUAGGGAGGGCUGGAACUGGAUCCGGACUCCAGGACCUGUCCGAGGCUAUCUUCAGACGUACUACGAAGACCAUCUCAGCGGCCUGAGCCUCAGGGCCCAGAACUGGCUCUAUGAGUCCCAGCAGAAAGCCCGAAGUCUCUGCCCCAGAAGGUUCUGCCCAAACGACUAGAGCAAUGGGCUACGAAGCAAGAAACCCCAACUUUCAUCAUGCUGGCCAUACAUGGGAACCAGAGACUCCCCCUCUGGGCUUCCACUCCCCCCAUAUCAAGGGAUGUUGGACUUCUGCAUGUUUUACGGUGGGACAACCCUGGUUCUAAGGCCCCUCCCAGCUUUCACAUCCCCUGUCCAAGGUCCUCCCAUCUCUGACAUCCCUUGUUCCAAGGCCCUCCCCACUCUGACAUCCCCUGUUCUAAGGCCCUCCCAACUCUACACUCUAUUCUAAAGAGCUUCCCCCCUCUGACAUUCCCUGUUCUAAGGUCUCUCCCAGCCCUGACACCUGUUCUAAGCCCCCUCCCAGCUCUGACAUCCUCUGUCCUAAGCUCCCUCCCAGCUCUAAUACCCCCUGUCCUAAGGCCCCCCAGCUCUGACAUCCCCUGUUCUAAGGUCCCCCAGCUCUGUCAUCCUCUGCUCUAAGGGUCCUCCCGGUUCUGACAUUUUCUGUGCUGAGGGUUUUUUGCCAUUAUUCUUUGUUGGGCGUUCUAAAAUGUUGUAUUUCAAGAUUUCUCACCCGUAGGACAUUUUAACAACUAGCAAUUAUCUGUAAAACGAUGCGACCACCUCUGGCCAGCCUCCUAAUAAAAUUGAGUCCCUUUC